This is a messenger RNA of Striga asiatica, 3215 nucleotides long. The record is from the annotation of a GenBank genome assembly. NCBI's taxonomy places the organism in Eukaryota, Viridiplantae, Streptophyta, Magnoliopsida, Lamiales, Orobanchaceae.
AAAUCGUGCUUUUCAUUUGGCUGUACACGUUUUUGCGAGAAAACCAAAAAAGAGUAAAGCGCAAAUUAGAGUUGCCCAACCACCAGCACCAAAAUCAUCUCGCCAUGUAUCCUUGUUCGUAUGAAAAUUUACCACCGUCGCCGAAGUCAUCAAACUCCAUCACCGCCCGCAUCUCGCCUCUCUAGGACGCCACCGGCCGCGGAUCAACCCCAUCACUGCUCCAUACCUACUCUCCUCUUCCAGGCCCACCGCAUCUGCACUGUUCUCCCGCAUCUCUCCAUUCUACAGUUCACUGCCCGGCGCCGCCGCGUCUCCGUUCUCCGACGCCGUGCCCCAGCUGCGAUCGAUACUCCCUAGUAUCUAGUUCCACCCACCUCUUGGUCAUCUGCCAAUUUUCAUCAGAUGAAAGAGACUAAAGGUGGGACGAGGACGGAUAGGCUACCUAAAACUCCAUCAAUGGACUCCUAUCCGCUUGUUCUAGACAUUGAUGACUUUAAGGGUGACUUUUCUUUCGAUGCACUCUUUGGAAGUUUAGUUAAUAAGCUGCUGCCUUCUUAUUUGGAAGAAGAAACAGACACUUCCGACGGACAUGGUAAUGACUCGAUGGCAAAUGGUCAUUUGCGAACUGGCUCUGAUGCUGGAAAAUGGGCUCAAGGGUUAUCAUCAAGUCCAUUGUUUCCUGAAGUAGAUGCAUUGUUAUCUUUGUUUAAGAAUUCGUGUAUGCAGUUGAUUGAUCUUAGGAAGCAGAUCGAUGGGAAGCUCAACAAUCUCAAAAAGGAAGUUGCUUCCCAAGAUUCUAAGCACCGGAAAACACUUUCUGAGUUGGAAAAAGGUGUUGAUGGCUUGUUUGACAGUUUCGCAAGGUUGGAUUCACGUAUAUCAAGUGUUGGUCAAACUGCUGCUAAGAUAGGAGACCAUCUGCAGAGUGCUGAUGCCCAGCGAGAAACUGCCACCCAAACUAUCGAUCUCAUUAAGUACUUGAUGGAGUUCAAUAGCAGUCCGGGUGACUUGAUGGAACUUUCGCCUUUAUUCUCUGAUGAUAGUCGGGUUCACCAACAAGCUUUAUUUGUAGGAACAUUUGCCGAAGAAGAUAUUGGGAGACAAGGCCUUGCAGUCUCUAUUGGGAAUGCAACCGCAAGCAGAGGUUUGGAAGUGGCAGUUGCUAAUCUCCAAGAAUAUUGCAAUGAACUAGAAAACAGACUGUUGGCCAGAUUUGAUGCAGCAUCACAGAAACGGGAAUUGUCUACAAUGGCAGAAUGUGCCAAAAUUUUGUCACAGUUCAACAGGGGUACCAGUGCUAUGCAACAUUAUGUAGGUUUACGUCCAAUGUUUGAUUUGGAGGUCAUGAAUGAAGAUGUUAAAUUAGUUCUUGGUGACCCCGGUUCUCAGCUUAGCCCUAGCAAUGUUGCUCGUGGGCUUUCCUCAUUAUACAAAGAGAUUACAGAUACUGUACGAAAAGAAGCAGCGACAAUAACAGCAGUAUUUCCUUCACCAAAUGAUGUCAUGUCAAUAUUGGUUCAGCGGGUUCUGGAAGACCGUGUUCCUAAACUUCUUGAGAAGUUAUUGGUAAAACCGACUCUGCUUAAUCCACCCCCCAUGGAAGAAGGUGGACUUAUUUUAUAUCUUAGAAUGUUGGCAGUGGCAUAUGAGAAGACACAGGAUCUUGCUAAAGAUCUUCGCAGUGUGGGGUGCGGCGACUUGGAUGUUGAAGGCUUAACAGAGUCUCUGUUUCUUCCACACAAAGAUAUAUAUAUAGAAUAUGAGCAAGCUUCUCUCAGGCAACUGUAUAAAUCAAAGAUGGAUGAACUGCGGGCUGAAAGUCAGCAGUCGUCUGACUCUACUGGAAGCAUAGGACGUGCAAAAGGAGCUUCCAUGACAUCAUCCCAGCAGCAGAUAUCUGUGACUGUUGUGACUGAAUUUGUACGCUGGAAUGAAGAAGCUAUAUCAAGGUCCACUUUGUUUUCAUCACAGCCUGCCACACUUGCUGCCAACGUGCGGGCUGUUUUCACUUGCCUCUUGGACCAGGUCAGUCUAUAUAUUACAGAAGGACUUGAACGAGCUCGCGAUAGCUUGACCGAAGCUGCUGCAUUGAGGGAACGGUUUGUCUUGGGAACCAGUAUGAGUCGAAGAGUUGCAGCUGCUGCUGCUUCAGCUGCAGAAGCUGCUGCCGCAGCUGGUGAAAGCAGUUUUAGAUCCUUCAUGGUUGCUGUACAGCGUUGUGGGAGUAGUGUGGCUAUUGUCCAGCAAUACUUUGCGAACUCUAUUUCCCGACUUCUACUACCUGUGGAUGGUGCGCAUGCUGCUUCCUGUGAAGAAAUGGCGACAGCAAUGUCCAGUGCAGAAGGUGCUGCUUACAAGGGGCUUCAGCAGUGCAUUGAAACAGUGAUGGCCGAGGUUGAACGUUUACUAUCAGCUGAACAAAAAGCAACAGAUUAUCGGUCUCCUGAUGACGGCAUGGCUCCUGAUCACCGACCAACGAAUGCCUGCACAAGGGUUGUUGCUUAUCUAUCACGGGUGCUUGAGUCUGCAUUCACAGCUCUUGAAGGUCUUAACAAACAAGCAUUCCUGACUGAACUGGGAAACCGCUUGCACAAGGGGCUGUUGAAUCAUUGGCAGAAGUUCACCUUCAAUCCAAGUGGAGGGCUGAGGCUUAAGCGUGAUAUAACAGAGUAUGGAGAGUUUGUUCGCAGCUUCAAUGCUCCCACAGUGGAUGAGAAGUUUGAGAUGUUGGGCAUCUUGGCCAAUGUCUUUAUUGUUGCUCCCGAAAGUCUGUCAACUCUUUUUGAGGGAACACCGAGCAUCCGGAAAGAUGCACAAAGGUUUAUUCAACUCAGAGAUGACUACAAGAGCGCAAAACUUGCAGCUCGGCUCAGUUCUUUGUGGGCUAGCUCAAGCUGAGAUACACGUGAGCAAGUUCACUAGUUCAUACGAAACUGUUAGUAAAAACAAACUCGCCGUUUGUUUUUAUGUCCUUAGAAAUUGCUUAUUCAUGUUAUAAAAUUCUUUGUAUGUAUCUACACAUUUGACCUGUGGAUUGUAUCUCUUUAAAUUGAUAUGUGGGCUUGUAUUUAUGUAUUUGGUUUUGAAUCUCAUUAAUGAGAUGGAUACCUUCAUUUUUAUACCAAUUGACUAUAUUUUACGAACUUGUUUGAAUGCUAUGGCGUCAUGAAUCUACAUCCUUUGAAUAUGGUGCUGUUACGCGGCCUAACAGUUAC